Messenger RNA from Arctia plantaginis, 4848 nucleotides. The record is from the annotation of a GenBank genome assembly. Lineage: Eukaryota; Metazoa; Arthropoda; Insecta; Lepidoptera; Erebidae.
AUGCCUCCACCAGGUAUGGGUAUGGGGAUGGGGCCACCAAUGGGUCCGCCGAUGAUGGGUCCACCGGGUAGAAACAAUAUGCGACAUAACUUUAGGCCUUUCAAUUACCAGAUGCGAUUUCCACCCCAAGGGCCGCUGAAUAUGACUCAAGAUGACUUUGACGGUAAACGUUUACGUAAAUCUGUUAUGCGUAAAACAGUAGACUACAACGCAGCUAUCAUUAAAGCUUUAGAAUGUCGUGUUUGGCAGAGGGAUUGGCGGGACAGACACGCAUUGCAACCAGACGCUAUGUAUACGCCCGAUAUGUUGCCGCCACCUUCUUAUCCCGAUAAUCCAAUUAAUGCCGUUACUACACGUUUUGUUAAAACAGCUACAAACAAAAUGAGGUGUCCCAUAUUCGCUGUAGCUUGGACGCCAGAAGGUCGACGUUUAAUUACGGGGGCUUCCUCUGGAGAAUUUACAUUAUGGAAUGGGUUGACCUUUAAUUUUGAAACUAUUCUCCAAGCUCAUGAUUCACCCGUUAGAUCAAUGGUUUGGUCCCAUGGCGAAGGAUGGAUGGUGACUGGUGACCAUUCAGGUUUCAUCAAAUAUUGGCAGAGUAACAUGAACAAUGUUAAAAUGUAUCAGGCUCACAAAGAGGCAGUUAGAGGUAUUAGUUUUAGUCCCAGUGAUUCCAAAAUUGUAACAUGUUCUGAUGAUGGCACUCUACGGAUUUUUGAUUUCUAUAGAUGUCAAGAAGAGAGAAUAUUAAGAGGACAUGGUGCCGAUGUCAAAUGUGUACAGUGGCAUCCCACAAAAGCAUUAAUUGUGUCUGGAAGUAAAGAUAACCAGCAGCCAAUUAAAUUAUGGGAUCCAAAAUCAGGGACAGCCUUGUCUACAUUACAUGCUCAUAAAUCAACUGUUAUGGAUCUGAAAUGGAAUGACAAUGGCAACUGGUUAAUAACUGCUUCUCGAGAUCAUUUACUUAAAUUAUUUGAUAUUCGUAAAUUAGGAACAGAGCUUCAAAUAUUUAGAGGACACAAGAAAGAAGCAUCCAGUGUAGUGUGGCAUCCGACUCAUGAAGGAUUAUUUUGUUCUGGUGGUUCUGAUGGAGCUAUUUUAUUCUGGAAUGUUGGAACUGACAAAGAAGUAGGUGGUAUUGAAGGAGCACAUGAAUCAAUAGUUUGGACAAUGGCUUGGCAUCCCCUUGGGCACAUUUUAUGCUCAGGUUCAAAUGAUCACACAUCUAAGUUUUGGACUAGAAACAGACCGGGUGACUUAAUGCGAGACAAAUACAACUUGAAUACACUACCACCAGGUGUUCAAGAUGAUCAUGAUUUAGAAGAACCUGCAAUUAUACCAGGUAUGGGUCCUGAAGAUAAAGUAGAAAUAUUUUCAUCAGAUACAGACAAAGUCAUUCCAGGUCUAGAUUUGGACACAACAUUUGUCCCAAUGGAAUUUGAGAAAAAGGUCAAAAAAGUACCAUACAGCAAACCUAUACCAAGAAACUUUCAGGCGCAAUGGAAUCAUGGUCCCAGUAAUGAUGACUCUGCUACUGAGGCUCUAACUCAAGCUCUAGCUGAAUCAGUACCUGGGGCUAUACCACUUCAACAAAUAACACCAUCUGCAAUAGUUAUAUAUGGUAAAUUAAUUCCUGUAGAAGCUGGAUCAAAACUAGAAAAGGCUAUAUCAGAUGGACCUUUAGCAUUAAAAAAAUAUAUUGCAUCUGGUGAAAUAGAAGAACUGCAUGAUGUGAUGCCCCAUCUAGAAGAUGAUGCUGAUGAAGAGAAUUUCCAACCAUUUGAGUACCCUGAACCUGAACCGGACAAUGAAGCUUCUGAGAGUCAAAAUGAUAAUGACAAUGAAAAUUAUGUUAAUUAUGAACAAGAAAAUGACUUUUAUGAUAAUGAAAUGGAUACUAGUACUCAAAACAGUCAAGAGGAAGACCAAGGCUAUAAUAAUGGGCCUGAUAUAAGUAAUAUGCCACCAUCUAUAGGCAACAUAAUGCGACCACCAUUGGGCACUAUGGGGCCAAUGCACCCAAUGGGACCAAUGCACAUGCCGCCACCGCAUAUGAUGGGGAAUAUGCCACCGAUGGGUAACAUGCCGCCUAUGAAUAAUAUGCCACCUCGCCCACCAUUUUCUGAUAAUGGUUUCAAUAAGUCUCACUAUGAUUCUGGAUUUGAAAACCAACAAUAUAAUCAGAAUGACGAUGAGUACAAUGAAGAAGAAAAGUAUAAUGAUCAAAGCUAUGGUGAAGAAAAUUACAACGAUGAUGGUAAUGGAGAUGACACUUAUAGCAAUGUGCGAAAUCAGAGAUGGGAAGGAGGUUAUAGAGGGCGUGGUCAGUCGCGCGGAAGAGGUCGAGGCAUGAAUGGUCAUGGCGGUCGAGGGAACUGGAGAAAUAGUGGAGGCCAACGCAGUACACCGAGAGGACGUAGGGGGGGUGGUGGCAACCGAAAUUUCAGAAGAGGUGAAGAGGAACAUCCUUACAUCUGGAAGGGUCAGCAGAUAGCAAGUUACAUCAUACAACCACAGGCAGAUUUUCAUUCGAGUCAUGGCUUCAACCAGUUCAUCAUACCUUAUAGUAAGAGCCUGAUGACUUCUCGGAGAUGGUUGUGUGGGUUUCUAACGAUACUAGUGUGUCGCGCAAGCCAAUUCGACAAUGGUGGAGAUCAAAACUCUAUAACAGAUACGAGCGACAAUGUUACAGAACGCCUUGAAAUUAUAAAUGGCACGCCAAAUUUUAGGCUGAUCAAACCGGACAAAAGUCCACAAUGGCUCCCUGAACGAGAAAUUAAACUCAAUAGUUGCGUAAGAAGAGCAUUUUGUCAACCACUCAACAAAUCUAGUUGCUUAGGAUCAAAACUGCCAUAUGACAAAACAAGCGUUCAUUUAACAUUUUAUGAAAAUCAGUACAAAAUUCAGACACAGCUGGAGCUAUAUAGAGAACUGAUCAAUGUGCCAAAUUGUUGGGCAGUCAUACAGCCCUUAUUAUGUGCGACCUUUAUGCCAAAGUGUGAGAAAAUACUGGGCCACGACAUGGUUUAUUUGCCAUCCUAUGAGAUGUGCAAGAUCACUAUGGAGCCAUGUUUAAUACUGUACAAUACCUCUUAUUUUCCGUCCUUUUUGAAAUGCAAUUCGACACUGUUUCCUUCGAGAUGUGAGAACGCCGUACGAGAGAUGAAGUUCAAUACGUCAGGCAAAUGUUUACCACCUCUUAUCCAUACCGACAAACCUCUACGUUUCUACGAAGGUAUAUCAGGCUGCGGCCUACCUUGUCGUGAUCCCCUUUACACAGAGGAUGAGCACCAACAAAUCCACAGACUAGUAGCAUGGGGGGCAGGCAUAUGCCUGGCCCUCAAUUUACUGACUGUUGCUACGUUUCUCAUAGAUUGGAGAAGUGCUAAUAAGUACCCUGCACUGGUUAUCUUCUAUAUUAACGUGUGUUUUGCUGUCGCUUCUAUGGGGUGGCUUAUCCAGUUCGGUGUAGGAUCUAGAGAUGACAUCGUGUGUUCUAAGGACGGCACCACUCGACAGGGUGAACCAUCAGCCGAGGAAAACUUAUCCUGCGUUGUUGUCUUUGUACUGGUAUAUUACUUCAUGAUGGCAGCUUGCGUUUGGUUCGUCAUAUUCACAUAUGCCUGGCAUAUGAGUUUUCGGGCUUUAGGCAAAAUCCAAGAUCGUAUAGACAAGAAGGCGGCGUAUUUCCACCUCGUGGCGUGGUCACUUCCCUUAAUUUUGACGAUUGCGACGAUGGCGUUCGGCGAGGUGGAUGGUAGCAGUGUCACGGGGAUAUGUUUCGUCGGAUACGUGAAUCAUCCAAUGAGAGCAGCCUUGCUACUCGCCCCGUUGUCUAUUGUCUUGUUGCUUGGAGGAUAUUUCUUGUUACGAGGCGUGUUUUCCUUGAUCGCUGUAAGGGUGUCGAGUAAAGAUGUGAUAUCACCACGAGCCGCAAACAAGAUUCGGCAGACGAUAACUCGCUGCUCACUCACUGCAGCACUUGUAGCUGUUUUCAUAUGCGUUACCUUCGCCUGUCAUGUUUAUGAGUUUAGAAAUGCUGAUCUGUGGAAGGAGUCUUUUAAGAAGAAUAUCAUCUGUCGCCUGGAAGCGCUGAAGGACGGCGAGAAGGAGUGUUCGGGCGGCAGCCGGCCGUCAGUGUCGGUGCUACAGCUGCGGCUGCUGUGCUGCUUCGCGGGCGGCGCGCUCAUGGCCUCCUGGACGUGGACGCCCGCCGCCGCCGCCGCCUGGAGGCGCUACUUGGCCAGGAAAUGUGGGUGUUCAGUUGAGGCGGAAGUGACCCGUCGAGCUCGCAAACACGAGUUGAUCGCUCGUGCGUAUAGACGUCGCGGCGAGUUUGCGGCACGUGGUCGCCUAUCAAUUUCGUUGGGAGGAUCGAGACAGGAUCCUGUCGGGCUUUGUAUCGACCCGACGUCACCUGCCGAUUAUCCAGAUGAUGCUAAACAUGAAAGUGGUGAAUUGUCCUCAUCCUGGGCGGCCACUCUACCACGUUUUGUCCGUCGUCGCGACGCUCUAGUUCUCCCCACGCACACUCACCACUCCCUCAGCUCGACACCGGACCGACGAAACUCGCAGGACUCGCAGAUCAGUAUCAGCCUUCGGCAUGUCUCGGUCGAAUCUCGCCGCAACUCGCUCGAUAGCCAACUGUCUGUUAAAAUCGCCGAAAUGAAGACUAAGGUGGGGCGUCGACGAACCAAACACAGUAAGGCGAAGCGUAAGGCACGAGCUGCCAGCACACGCAAGGAGAGUACUCCGUCCAUUGAAAGUCAGAUCAGUCGUUACUGGCUGCAGGCUGUCGCUGCGAACAACGAUCCGUCCCGCGAGGAGGUUAAGUUCAGCUUUGACUGA